AUGCCAUCCAUGCAACAGGCGGAGGCCGGGGUGGAGCAAAGGAGAAACGGGCCUUGGAUCAAGAUGAAUCCCACGGCUGAGCGGGUGCUCACCGGCGGUGUGCGUUCGAUGUCCCUGGGGAGCCCCAGGUCUCCGCCGCUCUCCUACGGGAGCAUCGUCACCGUGCUUAGCAUCGAGGGGGGCGGCGUGCGUGGAUCAUCCCCGGCACCAUCCUCACCUUCUUCAACCAUCGUCGCCAGUAGCGGUGCUACGAGCAUCCAUCCCAAUCCCCACGACCGACGCGGGCGGCGAUUGCCAUUCCGGUCGGCCGUUUCUCCUGCAACUCGUGGAGAGACCACGACCCGGGCGGAGCGCCGUCGAGCCUCGCGUUGGAGGCCGGAGAAGGCUGCGCCAGAGGACUCCGGGGAGGGCGUGCCGGCCCGAUUGGGCACAGGCGAAGACGCCCACGGCCAGUCGGCCGCACCACUGGCGGCAAGAGGAUCUCCCGCCUCGCUCGUCCUCGGAGUAGGAGUCAUCGGGGAGGUGGGUGCCGGGUACGACGCCGUUGGAAGCGCCAUUCGUGAGCCCGAGCGCCGCUGGGCUCCAUGUGUCAGCGUCGGGGCCGGGUCGCCUCUGCGCCCGUGGGGGCAAGGCCGAUGGUCGAGCACGGGGUGUGCCGGGAGGAGCAGCGCCGGGGCCAGGAUGCCGUUGCGCCAGAUGCUCGUCGCUUGUGCGACGGAUCACGCGGCCGAGGGCGGUCUCCCACCAUUGGACGCCGAUGAGGCACCUUGCCCAUGGGGCCCGAGGGUUCGACCGCCGUCGUUCUUCGCGACGAGACUGUCCCUCAUAGAGGAAACAAAGGAAUUCAUGGCCACAGCGCGCUGCAGGGACGUCGGUCCUGAGGGCGGCCACAGUAGCGGGCACCACCACGCCGACGAACACGCGAGCGAAUGAUGUUGUAGGGGGAAACGUCGCGCAGAUGGAAUCGCUCCGCCGGGAGCGUGCUGAUAACGUGUUGAAAGGGAAACGAGAGAACAAUCGAGAGAGCCUCGGCACAUAUGUAAAAGUGAAUGAGUGUCCUUUCA
This is a messenger RNA of Triticum dicoccoides, 1064 nucleotides long. Its product is annotated as ESX-1 secretion-associated protein EspK-like. The transcript is spliced from 3 exons. NCBI's taxonomy places the organism in Eukaryota, Viridiplantae, Streptophyta, Magnoliopsida, Poales, Poaceae. The coding region runs from base 1 to 933 and encodes 310 amino acids. The record is from RefSeq and is a predicted model, not a curated record.